UUUAAACAUAACGACAAUUGUGUGUGUGUGCGUGUGUGUGCGUGUGUGUGUGCGUGUGUGUGUGUGUUUUCUCUUGAUUGUUCGCCUCCUUUCUUGUUUGCCUCAGCGUCUGUUAUCUCGCAGGAAUGCGAGAAUCUGCGAGACUAAUCGCACUCGAUGAAUGUCUAAGAGCGCCAUAUUAAAAUAACACGCACUUGAAUUGAAUCAGUGGGUCUGCGCGCGGUGCAGGACCGGGGUUUCGCGUGACGGGUGUGUGUGUAGAAGCUGAACAGAUUUGACUUUGAAGAAAGUUUUUUUGUUUGUUUUGUUUUAAGUGAAGUGAAAGUGAAAACAUCCUGACCAUGGAUAACGGAGCAGACUCUCGUCGGCUGAGCAAUUCUGUGAGUGCUGAUAACAGAGGCAUCGGAGUGGCUCCAUGUAUCCACGCAAGCACCGUUACCUCUUCUUAUAAUAUAAACAUCUACCAGGGUGCAGCUGCAGAGAAGAGAAAGGAAAUGGAUCAUGAAGAGGAGCCGGAAAAGAAAAAACCCAAACUGCUGUCAGAACCAGAACCAGAAGACGCAGUGGACUCUGGACCCGCCUUGACGGAAUACAGUCUUUCCAAGAUGGAGGAAUACGCAGACAGGAACCGGGAAUCUUUAAUAGGGCUGCUGGACAAUGAAGACGGACUGCAGGAGAAGAAAGAAAAACUGAAAUCGAUGAAGUUAAAAAAAUGCCUCGAUUGGAAUUGUGGAAAAGCACGGAAAAUCAAUAAAGACUUUGGGAGAUUCGUUAGUCAGUCGAAGUUCCCUUGGUCAGAGGUUGAAUCUUUUCUCUUUGAAAAAGUUGGUAAGGCUGCUGAGCGGGGCAGAGUGGAAGUUGAUGAGACAGGAGGGGACGGCUGGGAUUCAAGUGGCUACUUUUCAAGUAUGAACACUGAAGAUUCCAGAAGCUCCAGCACCCUGACCCAACCAGCACCAGCACCCCCCUUGGAGGAGGAUCUGAGAAAGAAUCAUCUACCAGAAGAGAGAGAGGACAGGGAGCUGAGCCAGGGGCUGCAAACAGGACCAGCUCCCCGUGCCAGGAUGAUGAUGAUCCCAAAAGAAGGGAUUUAUGACAGUGACAGUGCAGCAGGGGGAGAGCUUUCUGCACAAACGCAGCUUAAGGAGGAAAGCACUGAAAUCCCGGUGGGACAGCUCGCUCCUUCAGCGGAGCGCAUGGAGAGAAUCAACUCCCGGGAGCAAACGCAGGAUCCCGCCCUUCAACUAAACCACGAGGCCGGGCAGCAGCAGCCAGCAGAGCCCUCCCUUCAACUAAACCACGAGGUCGGGCAGCAGCAGCCAGCAGAGCCCUCCCUUCAACUAAACCACGAGGCCGGGCAGCAGCAGCCAGCAGAGCCCUCCCUUCAACUAAACCACGAGGCUGGGCAGCAGCAGCCAGCAGAGCCCUCCCUUCAACUAAACCACGAGGCCGGGCAGCAGCAGCCAGCAGAGCCCUCCCUUCAACUAAACCACGAGGCCGGGCAGCAGCAGCCAGCAGAUCCCUCCCUUCAACUAAACCACGAGGCCAGGCAGCAGCAGCCAGCAGAGCCCUCCCUUCAACUAAACCACGAGGCCGGGCAGCAGCAGCCAGCAGAGCCCUCCCUUCAACUAAACCACGAGGCUGGGCAGCAGCAGCCAGCAGAGCCCUCCCUUCAACUAAACCACGAGGCCGGGCAGCAGCAGCCAACAGGAACACUUCCCUACAGCAGCAACUGGGCUGGGAUUCCUGCUACUGGCGAGAGCGAAGAGGGGAACCAACAGAGCGAGAAGGGAGCGAAAAAACAAACCAGAGCAAAAGCAAGAGCACGAAAAGACAAGGCGGCCGAGGAAGAGUGUUGGAACAAAGCCUUCAAGAAGUGGCUGGAGCACACGGCUCAGUCCUUAGCUAAGAAGGAAGGCAAGACCGUAGAUGAGGUGAAAAAACAAAUCGAAUCCGACUCUGAAGUAACCUUCAUUGACAACUGCCAGCACGCGGACUUCACCUGUCUGACGGCACGCGAGUGCAUCGUGUUCGAGCACGAGGGCGAGAGAAUAAUGGUGCACAUCGACAAGAGAGACAAGUGCCUUACCCUCAAAGGCAAGGGCAUCAAAGAAGGGUUCAUGUUUCAGUUGCAAUACACCAUGUGGAUUCUUGGAGACAUUAAAGGGACGCACGUGGUGCUCUCUGAUGCAGGUGAGAUACUGGAGUAUAAUUUCGAUGAAGCGAGUUUAGAACAGUUCCACGUGAAUUUUCCACGGAUAAUUAACAAAGUCUUCCUUCCAGCAAUAGCUUUGUAUAAACAGGCUCAGAGAGAGAGAGCGUUUCAUUAGCAGCAGAUCCAGCAGCGUUUCAUCAGCAGAUCCAGCAGCGUUUCAUUAGCAGAUCCAGCAGCGUUUCAUUAGCAGAUCCAGCAGCGUUUCAUUAGCAGGUCCAGCAGCGUUUCAUUAGCAGCAGAUCCAGCAGUGUUUCAUUAGCAGGUCCAGCAGCGUUUCAUUAGCAGAUCCAGCAGCGUUUCAUUAGCAGAUCCAGCAGCGUUUCAUUAGCAGAUCCAGCAGCGUUUCAUUAGCAGAUCCAGCAGCGUUUCAUUAGCAGAUCCAGCAGCGUUUCAUUAGCAGAUCCAGCAGCGUUUCAUUAGCAGGUCCAGCAGCGUUUCAUUAGCAGAUCCAGCAGCGUUUCAUUAGCAGAUCCAGCAGCGUUUCAUUAGCAGGUCCAGCAGCGUUUCAUUAGCAGCAGAUCCAGCAGUGUUUCAUUAGCAGGUCCAGCAGCGUUUCAUUAGCAGAUCCAGCAGCGUUUCAUUAGCAGAUCCAGCAGCGUUUCAUUAGCAGAUCCAGCAGCGUUUCAUUAGCAGGUCCAGCAGCGUUUCAUUAGCAGGUCCAGCAGCGUUUCAUUAGCAGCAGAUCCAGCAGUGUUUCAUUAGCAGGUCCAGCAGCGUUUCAUUAGCAGAUCCAGCAGCGUUUCAUUAGCACAUCCAGCAGCGUUUCAUUAGCAGAUCCAGCAGCGUUUCAUUAGCACAUCCAGCAGCGUUUCAUUAGCAGGUCCAGUAGCGUUUCAUUAGCAGAUCCAGCAGCGUUUCAUUAGCAGAUCCAGCAGCGUUUCAUUAGCAGGUCCAGCAGCGUUUCAUUAGCAGGUCCAGCAGCGUUUCAUUAGCAGGUCCAGCAGCGUUUCAUUAGCAGAUCCAGCAGCGUUUCAUUAGCAGGUCCAGCAGCGUUUCAUUAGCAGAUCCAGCAGCGUUUCAUUAGCAGAUCCAGCAGCGUUUCAUUAGCAGGUCCAGCAGCGUUUCAUUAGCAGAUCCAGCAGCGUUUCAUUAGCAGGUCCAGCAGCGUUUCAUUAGCAGAUCCAGCAGCGUUUCAUUAGCAGGUCCAGCAGCGUUUCAUUAGCAGAUCCAGCAGCGUUUCAUUAGCAGAUCCAGCAGCGUUUCAUUAGCAGAUCCAGCAGCGUUUCAUUAGCAGCAGAUCCAGCAGCGUUUCAUUAGCAGGUCCAGCAGCGUUUCAUUAGCAGAUCCAGCAGCGUUUCAUUAGCAGAUCCAGCAGCGUUUCAUUAGCAGGUCCAGCAGCGUUUCAUUAGCAGGUCCAGCAGCGUUUCAUUAGCAGAUCCAGCAGCGUUUCAUUAGCAGGUCCAGCAGCGUUUCAUUAGCAGGUCCAGCAGCGUUUCAUUAGCAGAUCCAGCAGCGUUUCAUUAGCAGAUCCAGCAGCGUUUCAUUAGCAGAUCCAGCAGCGUUUCAUUAGCAGAUCCAGCAGCGUUUCAUUAGCAGGUCCAGCAGCGUUUCAUUAGCAGGUCCAGCAGCGUUUCAUUAGCAGAUCCAGCAGCGUUUCAUUAGCAGAUCCAGCAGCGUUUCAUUAGCAGAUCCAGCAGCGUUUCAUUAGCAGGUCCAGCAGCGUUUCAUUAGCAGAUCCAGCAGCGUUUCAUUAGCAGGUCCAGCAGCGUUUCAUUAGCACAUCCAGCAGCGUUUCAUUAGCAGAUCCAGCAGCGUUUCAUUAGCAGGUCCAGCAGCGUUUCAUUAGCAGAUCCAGCAGCGUUUCAUUAGCAGGUCCAGCAGCGUUUCAUUAGCAGAUCCAGCAGCGUUUCAUUAGCAGAUCCAGCAGCGUUUCAUUAGCAGGUCCAGCAGCGUUUCAUUAGCAGAUCCAGCAGCGUUUCAUUAGCAGAUCCAGCAGCGUUUCAUUAGCAGGUCCAGCAGCGUUUCAUUAGCAGG
Molecule: messenger RNA, 4189 nt
Organism: Acipenser ruthenus (sterlet)
Lineage: Eukaryota; Metazoa; Chordata; Actinopteri; Acipenseriformes; Acipenseridae
Product: cyclic nucleotide-gated cation channel beta-1-like
Exons: 7
Coding region: 342-2330 (662 amino acids)
Source: RefSeq, a predicted model, not a curated record